Aspergillus mulundensis is the source of this 1077-nucleotide messenger RNA. RefSeq names its product Zn(II)2Cys6 transcription factor domain-containing protein. Bases 1 to 1077 code for a protein of 358 amino acids. The transcript has 2 exons. Gene Ontology annotation, molecular function: zinc ion binding; DNA-binding transcription activator activity, RNA polymerase II-specific. The record is from RefSeq and is a predicted model, not a curated record. Lineage: Eukaryota; Fungi; Ascomycota; Eurotiomycetes; Eurotiales; Aspergillaceae. Gene Ontology annotation, biological process: regulation of transcription by RNA polymerase II.
AUGGGUGUCAGCAAUUGUGACGAACGGAAGCCGGCUUGCGACAAGUGCAAGGUAUACGGGGUGGAUUGCUCCUUCGCGCUUUCAGCAAAUUCAACAGAACAGUCGGUCUCAUGCUCAGAUCAAGACACAACGCCAGCUGUAGGAACACCACAAGCGCCGCCAUCGGCAGGUUCCGAACUCGCCAUCUCCGACCUGGAGCUGCUGCACCACUACACAACAUCAACCGCCUACACCUUCUCCCACCACCCCGCCCUGCAAACCUUCUGGCGCGUCGAGGCUCCCAAGAUCGCAUUCACCGCGCCCUACACCCUGCGCGCGAUACUGGCCAUGUCAGCUCUGCAUUUAUCCGUGCUCCGCCCAGAGAAGAAGGACCUCUACAUCGCCCAGGCAAGCGAGCACAACGAUGCAGCGCUCAAGCUUGCGACGCCCGAAAUCACAAAUAUCAGUCCCGAGAACGCGACGCCGCUAUUCCUCUUCUCCGCACUCCUGUCUUUCAUAUCGUGUGCCAAGCCACUCAAGCUAGGCAACUUCCUCCUCUGGGAGGACCACGACAUCGCCGACUGGCUCUCGCUGAUCAGAGGGACGGGAACGAUCGUCGAGUCCGCGAACGAUUCACUCCGCACAGGGCCGCUGGGUAUAAUCUUCAGCGUGCAUCGGCAGUCUCACAACCAGCCGGAUCCAGUUGUGCGGCAUGAAUUCCUCGAGGACCUGCGGGUAUUCAUUCUGGAGGAAGUGACAGACGAGCACGAGAGAGAGGUAUACUCUGUCGCUAUUGACCAUCUAAGCCACUGCUUUGCGAUAUGCCUGGACAAGGCGUGGCGGCUUGAGACAUCAGACGUGUUUAUGUGGUUGUUGCGUGUUCCGGCGGACUUUCUGCGGUUGUUGAAGGGGCAUCAGCCGCAUGCACUCAUGGUCCUCGGGUACUUUUGCGUGCUGAUGCAUCAGCUCGAGUGGAUGUGGUGGAUGAAGAACUGGGAGAGGCAUAUUCUCUCGCAGAUCUACCAUCUUUUGCCGGCGCCGUUGCAUAGGGCUUGGUUGCAGUGGCCGAUGGAGCAGGUUGGGUUCAGUCCGUCCUGA